AUGCAAGCUGAUUGCACAUCUGGAGCCCUCAUCUCUUCCGGAGGGCGUGGUGGCCGUGGCCGUGGCGGACGUUGUGAUGUUAAUCAAUACAUUGAAAAGCAUCGCAAUAAAUGCGAGUUUUGUGGCAUCCGGGGCCACGACCGCCCAGAGUGUCGUUUAUACUUGGGGGUGCUGGAGCUGGGGCCAAUGAGAGCGCAGGUUAGCUAUAUAGGAAAGCAUAUGAUGCGUGGAAUUGACUUGUACGAUCAGGCAAUGCGACGAGGGAGACACCAGGGUCGCCUCCACAACCAGCAGCAGAACCAGCACCACCAUCACCAGCCACAGCAACAGCAGCAGCUACAGGAACAGCAACAACAGCAGCAGCAGCAGCAACAACAACAACAGGGGGAGCAACGGCAACGGCAACCACAGUAG
Messenger RNA from Aspergillus welwitschiae, 414 nucleotides. RefSeq lists its product as uncharacterized. The record is from RefSeq and is a predicted model, not a curated record. The transcript has 4 exons. Bases 1 to 414 code for a protein of 137 amino acids. Lineage: Eukaryota; Fungi; Ascomycota; Eurotiomycetes; Eurotiales; Aspergillaceae.